Molecule: messenger RNA, 1895 nt
Organism: Papaver somniferum (opium poppy)
Lineage: Eukaryota; Viridiplantae; Streptophyta; Magnoliopsida; Ranunculales; Papaveraceae
Product: auxin-responsive protein IAA9-like
Exons: 9
Coding region: 276-1445 (389 amino acids)
Biological process (GO): regulation of DNA-templated transcription
Cellular component (GO): nucleus
Molecular function (GO): protein binding
Source: RefSeq, a predicted model, not a curated record
AUAUUUAUUAGUUUUUUUCUUUUUUUUCUCUCAGCUUCAGUUUUCACAGUGAUUCAGCAAUACUAAGUGAGAGAGAAGGAAAGAACUUAAAAGAAAAACAAAUUUGUUGUUAUCUGCAAAAAUGGAGGGGCCUUAGCUUUUGCUAACAAAAUUUCCUCUUCAGAUUCAGAAAUUUCGAGCAAGGAGUUUAGUUUUUCUUUUCAUUCAGUUUAGAUCUUUCUAAUCUAAACUGAUAUCUUCAGGUUAAGAGAGAUAUUCGAGGUUCAACAGAUUUAAUGUCUACACCACUGCACGGUAUUGCGGAGGAGGGGCUAAGUAGCAAUGUAUCUACAGUGGAUAGAAUUUCCCUUAACAGCUCGGAACCAAAAGAGCGUAAUUAUAUGGGAUUACCAGAUAGUUCAUCAGAUGAGAACUCUGUAUUAUCUAGCUUAUCUGAUGGAAAGAAGAGCAAUUUGAAUCUUAAAGCGACAGAGCUAACACUUGGGCUACCUGGAAGUCGAUCUCCUGAAAGACAUCAAGAGCUUUGCUUGCUUAGUUCAGGGAGGCUCGAUGAGAUACAGCUGUUUCCUUUGCUACCAUCAUCAUCAAAGACAGCUUUAUCAGGCAACAAAAGAGGGUUUUCGGAUGCCAUGCAUUUCUCAUCCAAAAAGAAUUGUUCAGAUCCAGGAGUACAAUCUACUUCUGUCAAGGAGAACUCUGAAUCUCAGCCGUGCUUACUAAAUGAUGGGUCUCAUACUAUCAGUGAAUGUGGUCCUUCUAAUAACACUAGCAAUAAUUUAGCUUCCAAGCUACAAGUCGGAAUGUUUCCAUUGAUGAAAUCUUCUAAUAACUCCAGUAAUCCUUCAGCUGCUAAGGCACAGCUUGUUACGUGGCCACCUGUAAAAUCUUCUACUAACAGUUGCAUUUCUCCAGCAGCCAAGACGCAAGUUGUAGGGUGGCCUCCAUUAAAAUCGUCUAACAACAUUAGUAAUCCUCCAGCUGCCAAGGCACAAGUUGUAGGCUGGCCACCGAUAAGAUCGUUUAGGAAAAACACGUUGGCCACUACUUCAAAAAACAAUGACGAAGUUGAUGGGAAACCUGGCCCUGGUCCAUUGUAUGUGAAGGUCAGCAUGGACGGUGCUCCUUAUUUAAGGAAGAUUGACCUGAGGAGUUAUUCUUCAUAUCAAGAACUGUCAUCUGCUCUUGAGAAGAUGUUUACCAGAGGCCAAUGUGGGUCCCAUGGAGCUCAAGAAAGUGAAAUGCAGAGUGAGCGCAAAGUGCGAGAUCUUCUAAAUGGAUCAGAGGAUGUCCUAACAUACGAGGAUAAGGAUGGUGACUGGAUGCUUGUAGGAGACGUACCAUGGGAGAUGUUUAUUGAAUCUUGUAGAAGGCUGAGGAUCAUGAAAAGCACUGAUGCAAUUGGCUUAGCUCCAAGGGGGACAGAGAAAUGCGGAAACAGAAAGUAGCCAAGUCUAAGCAGAAUAAGUGAUAUUCUUGCCUCCAGUCAGAAUGAGAAACCAACCAUCAAAGCAAAGGUGAGUCAAGCACUUGAAGUAGAUUGAAGUUAAGGAAGAGAGGGGAGAGAAUGCAGUUCAAUAAAGAUCAAAAUGGUGUUUUGGAUGCUACAGCUCUUAUCCUUGUAUGAUUUUGAUUUUAUUUGCCUGUGGGAGUUCAUGUAAUUUCAUUUUGUCAAGGCUUAGUUAUUGAUACGCCUAAUGAAGAAACACUAUUUUGGAGUCCCUAAUUAACAUAUAAUUUGACUAGUGUUGUGAGUGUUGUUUGUCCAUGUUUUCUAACUUGGACUAAUAGUUUGUGAAGUGUUUGUGAUGAAUUUGUUUUUUGUAAAGACUACCUUGGGGUUGCGUUUCUUCAUCUUCCUGAUGAAUAUUUGGAAUUCAUGGUUUAACCACCAUUUU